AUGCACACCCAGCGUGCCAACGUCUCAAUAAAAGCCACAGCCACUGCGCCGCCUCCCAGGACUGAUUCGGCGAUGCAGCUGGCGACGGUGUUUGUGAUUCUGGGCUUGCUCAUCCUUUCUCGUGGUAAGCUCUUAUUUAUCUACAAUUUCAUGCAAAUGAGACGCUUUAGUGCAAUAAACAAUCGAGGAAGAAGAUAGAUAAGGCAUAAACGCAUAGCAGUUCUGUGCUUUGAUAAUGCAAAACGUAACCAUUCCAGUGUUUUGAAGUUACACGAGAUUAAAUGGGCCACUGGUUGCAUUGUUACAUGAUAUAUAAAACUAUACGGUACAUCUACUAGCCCAUAGAAUGUGCCAAAAUAUACGAGGCGGUGCCAACAACUCGCAAACCAGCACAAAGCAUCGAAAUAUUCAUAAACUGCUCUAACCGAGUCGAAAACCUUAACAGGAUAUAAAUUAAUAGGACAUUGUUUGGAAAUGCCGACACUUUUAAGAGAGCGGAAAAUUUUGAAUACAUCGGAGUUGUUGUAAAUGCUUGUCAAUACAAAGAAUAUUUGAAAGUAGUCCUUUGUUGAGAUUUUCACCUCAACAUUUUUACGGGCCAGUGUAGUGUCAAGUGUUAUACUUCGCUAAAUAGCGUAAAUGUUUGAGUGUAAAUUCCAACAUGGUUAGUGCAUCGCUGGGAGCAAGGUCUCAUCUGUCGAUCAGUCGCCGAGCUAUAUUACUAACGUAAAUUUCUACCACAGAAAGUCACAGAUUAAAUCAUAGACUUCAGUUGAUCUCCCUUAUUAACUGACCCAAAAUGAGACAACCUAAAUUUCAAGUUAAGGUAAGGUACAAUCGCAAACAAACCAUUUUUUAAAUAUUAGGAGAAAAUUUUUUCCAUCACAUUUAUCCGAAUUUCUUCUUGUGGGGGAGUACGCUGAGUUUCAGGUUAUUCUUUAAAUAUCGAAUAAUAUUUUAAGUUUUCCAGAGUUUUGAUCGACUGCUCAUAGGAGUAGGUUCUGCGCUAUGUGGUUAUCAGAGACUUUAAUGAAAGAUAUUUCUUGAAGUAUUUCCCAAGGUAGCAAGUGUUUGAGUAUCCUUUCUAAUGAAGUUUGGUCACGUGUGUAGACUCACCAAAACCUGAAAGAUUAGUUCCAAGAAAAACGAGGGUCCUUGACAAAAGCUGGCAAAUGUGUGUUAUAAAUCAAUUAACAAAUUUUUUAUACGUAUGUAACCUCUCCAAAAAGCGCUUUUGUGAGGUAUUUUUCAGGGAAAAAGAAAGUACGGCGUUCGGUCGACUUUUUUUAAAAAUAGUGAGUAUAAAGGUGAAACACUGUGGUAAUAUAAAUAGAAAUAUCUUGCAAAGUCUGUUGGUCUUCUGGCCGUUUUGUUUCACAUUACGUAUUAACGAGAAGAAGGCCAUAAAAAGAAUCAUUCAUUAUACUUCAAAGUUAACAUAGCCACUUUGUGAGGGCGUCUUUUUGCAUUACGCUACAGAGGAAGAUGUCGAAACGUUUGAACGAAUGACUGCCGCAGAUGUUUUUACUGCGCUUUAAAACAUAAAAUCAUACAACUGCAAAUGUGAUUUUUAAAAUCUGUAAGACGUUUGAUUUCCCGGAAAAAACUCUGUUUCACCUAAUUUGCGUGGAGAUUGAAGUUUCUUUUCAAGUGUUGCAAUUUUUAUUCGAUAAAACUCGAAUGCCCAAACGUAGUCUAGAAGAGCCAUUAAUAAAAGGAAUCUCCUGAAUACACGGAAACCUAGAUGUUCGUUUGCAUCUGUUAAUAUAGUGACUAAAAUUGUUUAUAAACAUAUUCCGCAUAUAGAGAGGAAAUUUUCCAGAACGGAAUAGACGAAUUGAUAAAACGUACAGGACUUUCGGCGUCUAAAAUUGAUUAUAUAAAGUUUCAUCAUCACGUUUAUUGAAUUAGAUAACAUACAUAACAUAACAUUCUAUUUGUAUAGGGGUUAGGAUAAGGUGUUAGGAGUUAAGGAUAGGGGUUGGGGUUGGGGAUUGGGGUUAGGGUUAGGGGCUAGGGAUUAAGGGAAGGGGUUGAGGUUGGGGGUUAAAGUUAAGGGUCAUGCGUUAGCAUUAGGCGUUAUGAGUUAGGAUUAGGGGUUAGGGGGUUAGGGUUAGGUGUUAGGGGUUACGGAUAGGGGUUGGGGUUGGGGGUUAAGGUUAGGGGUUAUGGGUUGGGGUUAGGGGUUAGCGAAUAGCUUUAGGGGUUAAUAUUAGGGGUUGGGGUUAGGGUCAGGAUUUAGGCGGGACCUGUCUACUACAGGUAUGGCUACGAGGUAAGAUUCGACCUUCAAAUUUUCUGAGCAAUUCAUUUUUGGUUUCUUAUUUAUGAUAUCAGCUUCAAAAGUGACUGGCCUCUAAGUCAUGCAUUUGGUCUCAUCUGUUGAUCAGUCGCCGAGCUAUAUUACUAGCGUCAAUUUUUGCCACAUAAUGUCUCAAAGUAGAUUGAAGACUUCAGUUGGUCUCCCAUAUUAGCCUGCCAAAGUAUGCCUACGUUGAGUAUUCAACUGUAGGAGGGCCCAAUAAUACGUCCUGAUAUACAGUAAGUGGGCUUAUUCAUAAAAUGUCAACCGAAAUUCCGAAAUAUGCUUCCAUUCCAAAAAGAUUUAUUAAGGAAGGUUGUAAAAUUAACCAUCAUGCAGAAAAAUUUAUUAUAAUUUAUUUACCUCAGGAUGCCAGACUUCUAACGAACUUCUUACCAACUGCAUGCAAAAACUGCAUUAUGUAAAAAGUGACUGCUUACGUAGCAUGCACUUUUCUCAUUCAUUUUCGAUACCCUUAGAAAUUCAAUUGUAUUUCUUGGAAAACACGCAAAAAAUAUUCAUUCUCUUGCUCAUUCGGUUGAAAAUGACGUCUCCUUCCAAGUUUAUACUCGAAGGAAGAGUAAAAUUCGGUUUUAAAAAAGCUUCUCAUUAUGGGAUUUGUUAAGGGCCCGAAAUGGUCGUUCAUUAGACGUCAUGUCUGUAUUUAUAAAUAUGGCUUGUUAAGUUAAAAAUAUGACUGAAAUUCACUGCUGAAUUUUACGAGAUAUGUAUGGCUUUCUUUACGCGAAACAUACACGGCUUAUAAUUUUGAAACCCUGAAUCCAAGUGUAACGGCAGGUCGGAUUCAAAAUAAUUCAGGAAUUAAAAAAGUUUUUGGAAACCGAAUUGUACCCUUCCUCUAAAUACAAAAUUAAAAGAAGACGUUGUAUUCUACCAAAUGAGUAGAAGUAUGAAUAUUUUUGUGCACGUUUACCAUGAAAUAUGAUUAAAUUGUUUAGGGCAUUGAAAACCAAUGAGAAAAAUUCAUGCUGCAUAAAUAGCCAUGUUUGCAAAGUGUGGUUUUUGGAUGCAGCGGAAAAGAAGUUCGUUCGAAAGCCGGCAUCCUGAGGUAACUAAAUGAUUAUCGAAUCAGGCUGCACGAUGAUUAGUUUUACAAGCCUGCAUAAGCAAUCUUUUUGAAACUAAAACGCGUUUCGUAAUUUCGGUUAACAUUUCAUGAGCUAUCACACCUAGUGUAGGGAAGUCUAUGUGCCAUCCUUUCAGAGUAAUGUUUCAAAGGGCUAAUAUUGCAUUAAAACCGUACGCUGGCCUCAGUAUAAGAAGGUCUUGGAGUUGCACAACUCGCCAGGAUUUUACACAGCAAGAAAAAGGUGUGCAGCGCGGACCCCAACUGAGUGGGAGUCCCAUAAAGACCAAAUUAAGAUGGAGUCAUCGCAGCCUGAUUCCCCAUCCCGCAGAGAAGACCGAGCGGUUUCAUCAUUUGCGAUGAAUUAUUGGACACGUAACAUCCACAAAAGUUCUGGACUGAGUCGGGAGACAUCCCAAGUACACUGAGCAGUUGAAGCAUCUAGAAGUCAAUCUCAAAUAACUGCUCUUUAUAAUAAAUGUAUAAAUGUAUAAAUAUAUAUAUAUAUGGGGGGGGGAGGAGGAGGAGGAGGAACGAUAAAGAAUGCGGGUAGAUUGAUACAGGACCGUUUCGGGUUUAAUGUGCCUUCAUUUAGCCAAUUAUAACCCUGACCAGCAGCUGGGACCAGGAACAAAAACAUGCGCACACACAUAUAUUUAUUUAUUUAAAGUCAAAUACGUUCUUUAGGAAAAGGAGAAAAUUUUAUUGAAUAAAUUUUCGAUAUUGGGUCCCCGUGUCGUCGUCAGACUAGACUAAAUGUGCAGAAAGCAAUUAACAUUUCAAACGUGCUACAAAAUCAAUAGUCAUUUGGUACUUCAGUCAGUAUGCUGCCGUCGUAUGCGUCAGUCCGUAUUGAUCGGCUUUCGUCUCCCCCACUUUUUUGAGAUUUUUCUACGUGGCAUCUAAUUCGAUAUGCCUGUUGAUGCAUACAUAUGUGUAUUUUCAUUUCGUCUGACGACGCGUUGGUGUCACCAGCUCGAAAAUUCACGAGUACAACUCCACUUUUCCGAAGAACCUCUUCUAUUUUUUCAUAUACAUAAAUAUAUACAACAGAUGGGCACUCACCAAUCGGGCUACGGAACGUGCUUGUCUCGUUCUGUUUUGAGGCUCCAACUAGAACUCACGCAGGCAAUUGCAGGCGCUGGGAGUCCACCGCACACUCUCUUCCCUAUCUCAGGCAUCAGACCAUUGUCCAUGCCGAUCAGAUGUCUGGCAGCGCUGGAACUGCACAUAAUCGACCCCCUCCCCCACGCACACCGGGUUUGCACACGAAACGGAGUAGACGGCUCCGUCUGCCUUUCGCUCCAUCAGCGCACAGAUUCGCACUGGGCUGACUGUUAGGUCUGAGUUGAGUCAUCAGUUGGCAACUUUCCAAGACACGGCCUCUAGUGAGCCGUGAUAGAUUCAAGCGCACUGAAAGUUGACCUCAGCCGUUCUACCCUAUCCAGUCGACUGUCUGAUCUGGUCAACUAACUGAUGCCGAAACUAGUUGAGGUGGCUUACAGAGCUAGGAAUUUUCUGUCUGCGCGCAUAACACAUACGAACCAGCCCUCCCGCCCACACACACACACAAACACACCAGGAUUUCGACAAAAGGGAGUAGACUGCUCAUAUUUCACAUGCGGCAGAGGAACCGCAACACGUACUUCUCACUUACGCUGAUACCGGGGGGCGUUCAGGCGUGUUGCGUGUCUUGGUUGAGAAAUGUGUACGGAUGCGGUCUAGUCUACGGUCAUUUAGCGCAGAUUUUCGUGGAGAUGCAUGCGAUCGAGUAAGCCCACCCGAUGGCUAAAUUUGCGAGGGCAGUGCGGGCGGUUGUGGCGAUGGCGUCUGGUGUGUGUUGAGCCUCCAGACUUGUGCGAUGGACUCGCAAGUGAACCACCGGGCCGAUGAGCAACGUGGACGUGAGGUUGCCGUUACGGUGUUGUUAGUGGUGGGCGCACAAAAAUUCGACAUCCUUGCGUAACGUGUACGUCAAAUCCGAAUGAAAAUCGCCGGGGUGUCAAACUCCGUGACAAAAGAUCCCGGCUUCGAAUCUCAGAUGGUCCACACUCGGCGUUGGGUGUGAUUGGCUGAUGACGACUAAAAAACCCUUGUCUUUGUUAGUACUAUCUCAUUACGUCUACUACCAGUCGCUGUAAGACUGCCUGCGAGGGUUCUAGUAUGAGCUCCAAGGUACAACGGAAGGAGCAUGUCCCGUAACCUGAGCAAUGAGCGCCCAUCUGUCAUAUUAUAUAUAUAUAUAUGCCUGCAUGUUCACCUGUAUAGUUGAAACUGAAGAGCGAUCACAUGCAUGCAUAUUAAUCGAUUCAUCUCAUUUCAGGAGACGUGCAAUGCAUUCUGCUGUUUGCCAAUAGCACUGGGACGGACUCCAUUUACUCCUCUUGGGCCACGGUUUUCCCCCACGGCAAUGCAACGUUUAGAGCCACCAUCGAAUGUCUUGGCGGUCACCGAAAGGAGGUGCUGCUUUCAAAGAUGGAGUACGUGUGGAGCGGACUGCCGGCAUUUACGCAAUGUGAAAUUUCAGUAGCUUACGCCAACGACAGCAACAUAGUGCAGGUGAAAAGAGUUACCACCUGGCCGACUGGUGAGUUCAGUUGAGCGGGAAACUGUCGUGAAUGCUGGAAAUAUUCUAAAAAUCAUCUUUUUCGCCCACCGAAGUUUACAGCAAUAGACCGAGGUUAAAGAAUGCGCUCUACAUCCCUACAGCAUGGCGAGCGCGGGGACGCCGACUUGCGCAACCAUGGAUUAGUUGGUAGUGGUAGUGGACUUGCGCAUCAUCUAAUGCACUCUCUCUUCCCCACCCGUCUGCGCGUGCCACACCGAGACCGACCUGCAUGUAGUGGGCCAGGCUUACCCAAAUCAAGGAACGCCAUGGAGGCUAUUUUAAAGGCGCUUUAGCAGUCUGAAUCCCUCCUAAAAUGGCCGAAUUAUCCGUCCACGGAGAUGGGAUAGAGAUCCUCAAUCAACUUGCUAGUUGGCCAAGGAUUUCCCGCGAUCCCUGUUGAUUCAGACCACAGAUGCGAGGGCCGGUUUUGAUUAGUGUGUCACAGGUGUUUCAUGGUGGUUACCCUAGCUUCCGCCUUUUUGCACGACUUCGACAGAAACCGAUAUGGGAAAAUAGGAAUAAAUUUUCAGCAAAAAAUGCACUUAAGCUGAGCUACAGACUUGAGAUGCUUGGUAACAAUUUAUAUUAACGAAUAGAAAACCGAGCUGAACAAUAAAAUUUUUGUGUUUUUCACAGUUUAUAGCGCAUACCCUAAGUCGUUAAAAUGCAUUUAGGGAUAUAUUGGUACCAAAAAAUUUCGCGACUGCUCUCCAGCUGCUUCCUGUCGCUUCAUAAGUGAGAUAACGAGUGAGAACAAUACAACAGAUUUGAAUUCGUGCAGAAAAUCGAUGCAGAAACAGCAAGGUUAGGGUUUUGGGCAAAGUUAGCUAAUCGAUAAAGUUAGUAACACAAACGCCGUAGGAGAAGAAAGUGAAAAAAGGGGGGAACGUUAAAGAGCAAAAAAGAGAGGAGAGAGGGAAUCAUGGAGCUAGAGGCUACCAUGGCAAUGUUAGGUUAACCACGUGCUCCAAUUGUUUACAAAGAUCUGGUUUCACUCGUCGUAUAUAAACUGCCUCCAGGUAACGCAACGUCCGAGUUGUUCGUGCCCGAACAAGUACUCGGAAGGAAGUUUUGGGGUCGACGGUGUGACCAGUAUCAAGUAGGUGUUUCGUAAUGGAUGAACGCGGGAUCUUUGCCCUUUAAGGGCGACAAUAUUUUAAAUACUAUCAAACGACGGCUACGUUCUGCCAUUGAAAGGACAUACAAUGCAGCCGAACUAGCAUUCUGCAGUUCUACUAAGCCACUUCCGAUUCCACGGGCAAAGGAUGCCCUGCCAAUGCAUGCCACGUCAAAUUGUGUUUAUGAAUUCACAUGCACUUGCGGAUGCAAGUACAUUGGGCGAACGCAAAGGCAGUUGGCAGCCAGGUCCAUUGAGCACCUGCCCAAGUGGCUCCUUAGACAAGAAAAUAAGAUCCCGCGUUCAUCCAUUACGAAACACCUACUUGAUACUGGUCACACCGUCGACCCCAAAACUUCCUUCCGAGUACUUGUUCGGGCACGAACAACUCGGACGUUGCGUUACCUGGAGGCAGCCUAUAUACGACGAGUGAAACCAGAUCUUUGUAAACAAUUGGAGCACGUGGUUAACCUAACAUUGCCAUGGUAGCCUCUAGCUCCAUGAUUCCCUCUCUCCUCUCUUUUUUGCUCUUUAACGUUCCCCCCUUUUUUCACUUUCUUCUCCUACGGCGUUUGUGUUACUAACUUUAUCGAUUAGCUAACUUUGCCCAAAACCCUAACCUUGCGGUUUCUGCAUCGAUUUUCUGCACGAAUUCAAAUCUGUUGUAUUGUUCUCACUCGUUAUCUCACUUAUGAAGCGACAGGAAGCAGCUGGAGAGCAGUCGCGAAAUUUUUUGGUACCAGUAAAUCCUGCCGUUCUUGCCUACUUCAGCUUCGUACCGGGGACAAAAUGCUUCAAAUUUAGGGAUAUGUUUAAAGUAAAUGUGGGUUUCGCAAACUCGCUACCUUCAAAGAUAUUUGACUACAAUGGUCGGUUUUUGAUCGUUACACCAAAAUUCUACUAUGUUCUCCGCAAAACCAAUGGUAUGCAGUUGAUUCGCAUUCUGGACUGAUGAAUACGGGAGCGGCGACUAACAAAGAUAAAGAUCCGUCUACGCGUCUCACACGCCGCCUGACAUCUGGUUCAACCUUAUGUGGGCAAGACUGUCAGACUGAUGUAUAUGCUGAUGUACGGCUGACAGCCUCACACAGUUUAUUGUCCGCGCCUGUUAUGUAACUGAUGAUACGAUUGGGUGUAGUGGCCUCUGAGGCGUGAAAGCCUCCGUCCAAUGUAUGUCACGUGCACGCGUCGCAGUAAUAGACUUUGCACUGCCCCAGGUCCAAGUGUCACUAACCUGUCCGGCCCCCCUUUCAAUUCAGUACAUUUGAAGCUAAACCUGGAGAGGAGAGAGGACUGUCGACAACAAUUAGCACCCGUCGUAUCUCGAAUUCCCGGGAAAGCCAAGCAUGUACAGGGGUCGUACCGUUGCUUUGAAAAGCGAGCCAUAAGGGUCCAAAACUAAGUGGUAAGAGUUUUCACCCAUGACAUGAGUUUGGUCGCGGCGUGAUCAAAUUAACUUUUAUGGAACGGCGUAUUCAGCCAAUACUGAUGUUGGUAAGCAAGCCGGAAAUGGAUAUUUCAAUUUAUCUUGUCUUUGUCCGUGAUAUCGCCUGCUUUCAAUCGUUCUCCGCUGGCCGUGAUGAUUACUGAUCGAACCUUUAGGACGAAUCGCGGAGUCUCAUCCCCGGCCUUCAGUCAGAACAGUGGAUGCGAUAGCUGGCACAAUAGCUUUAUCCGCUUGACGUUUCGGAUUCAUGUUCGAAACCCUCAUCAGAUAUGGGUCAUUCGAGCACUAGGGGCUGCAGUCGUCAUGCUGUUGCAAACCUACGAAAAUUAACGGUUCCACUUCACUGAGGAUUAUUGUCGUUUGUGCGAUAAUUGCAUGACGGUCGGCAUUGGAGUAAUUAUUCGCCGCGAUUUCGUUACCUGUGCUGAAUUUCGGCGUGACAUUUAGGUCACUUGACCUGUCAACACUGACGCUGUAAGUAUUAUUCACCCGCGCGCUCCUGUCGGCGCCAAUUACUCUGUCCGAGCACCGAAUGUGAAGGCGGUAGGUCCUUGCAUUCGUUAUUUGACUGCGGUCCAGAGAACCACGGCUCAGGCAGCUUGCGGCGCACACGACUGCCACUUCUCGCGAGGAUUUUGGCCUAGUCGAGCUUAAAUGUGUGAUCGGGUCUCGUCGAAUAAGCCGCGACUCCGGAACCGGCCAAGCGUUCAGCCUCUCGCAUCCGAGGCAGUCUACUAGCUUCUUCGACGUACUUGCUUUGCCAGAUCCGAUAAACGGCUACAGACGCUUCUUGCUGAGACAGUGGGUCGUUUGGUUUCAUCCCCUGAGGUCUGUUUGCAACCCCAACUCCAAGUGAUGAGAGAAGGGUGUGGACCGCCGUACGCGUUUGGGCUUGGUGCGUUUCGGCUACAUCCCUUGGCAGCAAAUGAGAACAUUAAGAAGAACGAGCGGUUGGUACUUCUCCUCCUUCGUAAAUUGAAUGUCCUGGAAGACAACGUUGGGACAUCCUUUGGAUGCCACUACCUGACCCAGUUUGAUGACGACGAAGGUGUCAUCCACAUACCGAGCACAGUAAUUCAGUCUGUGGCGUUUAAAGAUCAUAAACUGUGCAUUACCGCUCCAGCUAUGAGUGCCGAAAUCGGCGGACUCAUUGGUGUGCCUUUUACCUGCUCGCAGAUUAUUCCGUUCAACACGAGGUGCGUCCUGAGGCAGAACUUAAGGAGUUGAAAGAUCUGGGAGUGCCCAAGAUGACUCACUGUUCCAUCGUAGUUGCUUCACAAGAGUAAAUCAACGGGUUCAACUGCCGAAUCCCGUGGAAGAAAAGUAACGAAGGACGUGACAUCAAAGGCAGAAAACCUACCCCGUAGAGAACGCGAUGAGUCAACAAAUUUAAGAUCCCGAAGUCGCAAAUCAGGAGGACUGAGUUCUUGAACGAAAGAGCGUACGGGUAGCCCAGCAAGCGCGUUCUCUCAGUGUCCGCCGUUGGUGUCCGUAGCUCCCCCCCCCCUCCGCGUGCCUGCAGCCAAUCAACGGAUGGCACAGUUUGAUCGACUUCGAGCUCCCCCGAGGCCCGUGCCAAAUCUGGUGCGAUCUCAGCGGCGAACUGACAGGGAGCAUGGGGCACUCAGACAGACUGGAUAACAAAUCGGUGGCGAUGGCGAUCGUGAGAGCGAGCUGCCACAGUACCCCCCGGCUAGACCAAAGACGUGGUGUAGCGACGCCGAGGGAGUUGUUCAUAUCUUUAAAAACCACGAGUGACCAAACGGUCAGGAAAGUGAGCAUGACGCCCAGUGCAGGUAUACACGUGAGAAGAGUGCGACUUCUCUGCAGCUGGAGGAAGUUGGAGUUGAUGGUAGGGAAUGUGGAGGGGAACAGGACGCAUACGAAAUGGAGGGAUGGAGGGCAGAGGAGAUGAGGAAUUUCGUCCAGAUAGAUGUCCGGCCCUAUGCUCGCCGGUCUCUCCUGAGUUCCACGCUUCGUUUCGCAAGAGACAAUCCUAAUGGGGUCGUCAUAGGUUGACUCGAUUGCAUUGGGGACAGAUGGGAGAGCAUGUCGUCAAGUCUUUCCCUAGAAAAAAACUCGUAAAAUCGGUUGCCUGGCCGGGAGCGCGGAAAUGUUCCGCAUUGAUUACUGGAGACGGUGCAGGAAGUUGGUAGGAUCCUCGACCACACUGAGAAGGACUAGAGACAUCAUUUAACCGGGAAGUCGGACAGUAGUGCUGAACGCCAUUUCGUAGGUGGAACAGGCAAGGAGCGACUUUAGUGCGAAGCGGGUGCCAGUAGAACCAGGGGAGGAUCCUCCGCAUCGGGUCAGAAGAAGCGAGACGUAAACGCGGCAUCACGAUUAAUCUUACAGAGGGCACCAACGAUGGCAACACAUUGAGUGAGGAAGGCCAUGGUCACCGUUGCAAUCUCGGCAACUAUCGCACUAAGGACAAGAAUCUGCGAUCGCGUAUACUUAAUCUCAUAAGCUAUGUGGGGCUUGAAUUUUCGCCUGUAUUGGCAUUUGGGACAGUUCAGUGAAUGCCACUCCUCGGCCCCCGCCCGAUGGCUAACUGAUGGGGGCUGAUAAGCCAGAAACGAGGAUCCUGUUUUUCCCUGUGUUUGCCAUUUACGUUGCCACCAGACGUAAAUACUAAUGAACAGAUAGUAGAUGCAUUAUUACAGGGACAAAAACCUAAAGAUUAACAAGUUUGUCUUUAUCAAUUGCAUUGGUGUGCAUUUAGUGUUGCUAGAAGAUACGGAAGGCAUUUCUAGAAUGGCGCUAUGGAAACAAAGGUCCAUUAAUGCGUCACUUUGUGCUUAACUAACUUACUUAACUCGAGGUUCCCCAUGGACGACUAAAGUCCCAGGUGAAGAGAAUGAAAACGCCAAUUUCGCGUAAACUUUUUCCUCAGGUUCCUUCCAUCUGGCUUGCGUACUAUUUCGAGACGCCCUGUGAGUAAUUAAUCAUGGUGUUUUAUGUCCCGUUUCAGCUGGGCCACCUGCGACUAUCGUAGUAAGUCGAAUAGUCGUCACAGAUACCACCAUUUCCAUAAGAUGGAGAGUGCCCUCUGGUCAGUAUGGAGAUGUCGAAGGCUACCAUAUCUUCGGUAGUGGGGUGGAUGUGAACCUUCCUGUACAUACUACGGAGUAUGUUUUCACCGGACUAACGCCCUUCACCGUGUACAAUUUCUCUAUUGCCGUAGAAAACAAGCCCUCUGUGGAUGCUCGGGGUGGAGGACGAGGCAACUAUACGUCGAUUUCUUAUCGCACGUGCCCUGGCGGUAAGCACACCCAGUUGACCGUUUUCAAGCUGACAUUUUGGAGCAAUUACCCGCUACGACCCCUGUCUUGCAAAGCGAUUUAUGUUUACUUUGAGGAAUUUGAUGGACUGAGAGGAUGUUCCAUUGUAACCGCACUUAAAUUAGUCCUAAUUUAAAUACAAGAGAAAGUAUAAGCGCAGCAAUGAGAACCAGCUUUCAAGUUUUCUUUAAACAAACUCAACCCACUUUGUUGUUUUGCCUAUAUAUAUAGGCAGUAUGUUAUUACCUACAAAGACAAGGGAGCCUGGAAUGGCCAUUUCUGGCUUAUUAGCCGUCGUCAGCCUGUCAUACCCAACUCCGAGGUGUGGAACGCCUGGGGCUAGAACUCGCGACCUGUUAGUUUGAAUUCCAACGCCUCUAACCACUGGAUCACGGGCUCGUUGUCCUGUCGGUUCCGAUCGGGAAUAUACAAUGAUAGAGAGGCGCUCACCGAUCGUUCUUACGGAACCCACUCGUUCCGUUGGGCCUUACGGGCUCUCUCUCGGGUUCAACCAGCAGCCCCACAGCGGUGGUUGCCAGCGAUUGAUUUCUGAGAGAAGUAAAUGGCUUCAGUCUCAGAAAACUAAACUUUCUACCGAAAAAUCACGGGAUGCGCAGCAGGCCCCCUUAGUAAGCCGAACCCCGCGUCGAAUAUCAAGGAGACACGUGUCUGGGCUCUUAGCUAUUACUGCGCUGUCAAGUGCAACUUGUAUGUACGUUCCUUGGAAAUGUAGUAAACUUCAUUAGGUAAAUUUCCGAUGCUGAUGUUUGGUGAUGCAUAAAUCAUCUGAGUGCAUGAUUUCAAGAAACUCUCGGCCUAUUUUGCCGCGGCGAACUCCGACUAUGCGGGCUUCAUAGCAUGCAAAGAUAUGCAUGGCCAUGUGAGACAGACGGUCUUGCCUCUUAACUGCCAGUCGACGUCCGUGGGUUCGUAUAGAAGCAGAUUUCCCUGUUUGGCCACAAUACACGGCACCACAGGCAUUGCAUGGAAUCUUAUAGACGACUUCUUCCUUAUCAAGAUAGCCAACCAUAUCCAGGGGAUGUACAAGCUCAGCACGUAAUGUAGACGUCGUCUUGUGCGUCACUUUUAUUUUUUCGUCAUCGGUUGAGAGUGAUAGGGAAACACAACACUUCCCGUGGAAGUGUUUGCCGGCAAACAUAAACAAAGAAAAGGAAAACCGGUAGGGGUGUUGCAAGGAGUCAGCCACGGGAUGUAUCGGGCGUGAACCUUUAGCAGCAGGCAUCAAGACUAAGGUUCUGUUUCGUCCACCUCAGGUUCUGUUGAUAAGACGGCUAUCGGACCUGACGCUGAAGGCCUACUCGACAGCCCAAGAAUUGCAUUUAAGUUGAACUCGGCUAAUAGCACGGUGUGAAAGCCAAUAAUUUGAACUUCGAGGAGGCCAUUGGUGCUGCCGUUGGUAGCCUGAAUCGUAAGAGUCAAUCCUAAACUGUCUGUGCCACGCAGUCGCGCCAGAGAGCUGAGAGGUGGUUUCCGGAAUACGUGCUCCAGAAUCCCUGUUAGCGGAAAAUGACACACCAACGACGACUAUUCAGGUAUCGGCACAGACAGGAGCCACAGUUUCAUCCAUGGCGUCUGAGAUCGGCACUGGCCGUGUUGGCCUCCAGAUCGUCACUGGAUCCGCAACUUCAUGGGGAACGUGAUUUAGGAGCAUGUCUGUAGGAGCAAAGAAUAGUCUUAAGCCCAAAUAAACUUAGUAUAGUGGAUUGGACCUCGCACAUUAGUACACACUUCGAUAAACUCGCGUGACCACUUCGCGAAGACUUGCUAAACACCAUGUAGGCUUUGUGAUGCAUGUCUCUGAUAUCAUCAGUAGAGAGGAAAAGUUUGAGAUGAUAAAAAUUAGGCGAUUCAGGUUCAGGAUGGGCAAGAGAAUUGCCUAGACCAUAAUUCGGCGGUUGAGAUUCUUUUUUCCGCUUGCUUUUGAUUCUUAUCUUUAAGUGCAUCACCUGUAAUAAAAAAGAUAUGCCACUGUCUUCAAUGGCACUGACUGUGGCUUAUGGGUUACCAUGAUUAAAUUGUUAGUAUUCCCAAAGUUUGGAGGCUAAACGAGCGCAAGUCCACUGUAGUUCAGAGAGAGGAACUACCUAACAACCUCCUCUGGGUAGCUAAAAAGGUGGCGAAGAGUCACCGCGGGACCGUGCUUAACCGUAAUCCGUCGUCCAAAGUCUUCUAUUGCAUAAGGACCAAAUCCGACCGAGAUUUAUCUCCUACUUGCCUUAACAUGGGUUACUGUCGUUAUGUUCGAAACUGAGUUUGCGGCCCUGCCAGCACCAGCCCCGCCUAACCCCCUCAAAUAUCGCGGAGCUAGAGGGAGCUAUGAAGGGGCUUGGAGGGACUGUGGAAGGGGCUGUGGGGGGACAUUCUACGCGACUGCCCACCUGGGCCCAUCAACGAGAAAAAUGCGCAGGGGACGCCACAUUUCCGCCCACUUUUGGCACUCCUUUAAAAUAUCAACCUGUAUGGUGAGUCCCCUGAGGUGCACACAUGUAAUACCGACCGGCAGAAGUUUCAGAACUCAGUAUAGACAUUUCUCGUUCGGGGGAUUGAUUGCCAACUGCUGUCGACGUUCAGGGAACCUCAUACUCAGGCUCUUCAGUGGCCUCAUAAUAUGCCUUCGUCUGGCGCUUAAUGCGCUUGUAUAUGGUGAUUCGGUGAGAGCCACAGUAAUUACGCUUCAUAAUUGCUUUGGAUAUUCAGUAAAAAAAGACAAACAAUUUGUAUAAGUAUAACACCAAGGCUCAAUAGUACAUGCAUAGACAUACAAGUCGACUACUUGAACUGUCUGAUGAGUAAAUAUCAAAACAAUUAGCAUAAGAUACAUAAAUUAACUAAGGCAGUUAUCAAGAGCAUAAAAACAGCAUUGGUUUACGCACGAUAUUAUCCGCGACCCGUGGGCGUAAACGAAUGCUUUUACCAUGAUUUAUAAGCCUCUUUUGAUAAAUUAGCUCCCUUUAAUGCCAAAGAAAGUACAAUGAGUGGUGCUUUUGAAACAUAACUUUCGAUGCAAAUACGCUUAAAAUGUUUCAAUCCCGAGCGGGCUCCGGUCCCACCCAGCCCCUGCCCAGCACCACCUAUGAAGGGGCCAUGUGCUGGCAGGGGGGCUGCGGUUAUCUCUCAGGCCGACUUAAAGUUGGGCGAUUUUGUGUUUUUGAUAACCAUCCAACUAUUCACAUUUACGUCUAACAGCGGCAAAGGCCACUAAAUAGGCCAAAAGGAACAUUUCUGCCCAAGAGUAAACAACGUUGAUGCAGGGGAGGACACCGUCAGUGGACAGGUUGCUGUCUGGCCGAGUUUGAUCUGGCAACUGGAACGAGGGAGAAUGCAUGUCCUUCUACGUAGGGGAUCAUUUCCUGCCCUCUAAUGAUGAAUUGUCUUUUUCAGUCGGUAGGCCUGUACGGAACCUGACAGUAAUCCCACUGGGCCAGGCCGCAGAGAUCUCGUGGAAAGCCCAAUAUCCUCCAUUUGGAGACAUUGAAGAGUACCGCGUAACGUUGAAAGAAGAGGACAUAGUCUUCUUGAACCUCCGCUACCCGGCUGAUGUCACGCUUCCACAGAGGGUUCCAAAUCUCCGGCCAGGCGUGCAGUACACUCUCUCCGUCGUCACCGUAAAUAAGGCCGAAGGUGGUUGUGCGGGGAGCGGUGGUCCCAGCACCCCAGUGACGGUGGCCUUUAAAAUCCCCGCAAGAGGUUUGUAUGCACGUUAAAAAGGCAGCUUUGGGUUUCUUUUUAUUAAAAAAAUGACAGGGUUCGUCAGACACCCGGGAACUUGAAUUUUAUGAGGUGUGCCAAUUGACCUGCACAUCCACUGAAAGUACUAUUUACAGUUUCCGACAAAUUUCAUAUGCGGUUGAAGGCAUUGAUGAGGACUGACUGAUCAUUAAUUAGGCAGGUUAGGGGAGUAACCGUUUAAUUGUUAAUAAGCAUUAUCGACCCAUGGUCAGAUUGGGAUUGUAGCUGCACAGCAGUGAGAAGAUAAUUGUGGAGGGAUUAUUGUACACAGAACCCGAAGUUGUCCUCUCAGGCGGCAGUAGCCACUGGCGAAGCCAAGGCUGGUGUUGGCUGCGUCCAGUCAGGCCGGAGAAUCCCUGGGACAGUGGUGGCAGCUGCUUUUGUAGACCCGCGGGUCAAGCUCAAGUGGUGUCCAGUCAGUGUGUGUUGCCUUUGCCGAGGGGUGGUGUCGCAGUGGCUUAGGUUGCGGGUGUAGGCGGGGGGGGGGGCUUCCAAGGGGCCGCAUGGGCAGCUGCAACUGUGCGGACGCAUGUAUGCUUGAGCUGUGGGUCGUUUGACUCCAGGUCAGCGCGUCUGGAGGGUAGCACUGCAAAAAGGAAAAUGACCGUGGGACAGUGAAGAUAUGAACAAAGACACCAGACAAGUCCUGAUGGCUGACCGCCAAAGGAUCAGUGCUAGGUGGAAGCAGAGUUAAUCUUGAUACGCAGACAUAAGCCCGCAAGUGGCUCAGUGAAAAUCGGACAAAUGGACACGCCCAAUGUGUACAGAGCGGGAAAGACUGCCCAAAAAAGUGUGCAAAUGCAUUUAAAAAUAAAAAAAUUAAGAAAAUUAGAAGGAAGAGCGAUAUAAAAUUCAACGUAGAAUAACGCAUCAUCAGCGCAAAAAAAUGCUAUAAGUGGCCAAGAAAGAACAAACAGAUAAUAUUGGAAAACAAACGCUAAAGUCAUAGACAAGUGCGCAGACAGGCAAGCCGGAUCAGUCAGUACAUCAUCAGCUGCAGCAUCUAGUACGCUCAUCUUACCCUCAUGUUGCUUAUCUCCUUCUCACCAACUUACAGCCUACAUGCUACCAGUUCCAAGUAAGCGCGGCAGUAAGCAAUACCAGUAGGUUAGUUAAUGUACUAUACAAUAUGUGCAACAACCUGAGCAUAAAUCAGUCAAGUGAUGCGACAUUUCGCCUGCAGCGGCCUGUCCAUUAGGAUAAAUUCAAGAGGACAGUCAAAAAAUGGGUUGACAAUGUUGAAGGUCAGCUAGUGUGAGACCUCAGCACAAAUCCAUCCACCUGCUCUCCAUUGCCUCAACUCUUCUCCCCCAUCUUUCAUUCGUCUUUUCACUACUCACUAACGCAUUCAUCACCUUAACAUCGCCUAAUGCAUCUUAUCCUCUUGCCAUUUCAAGGCACCAACAUCACCGACGCCACCAGCGACACCAGCACCAGCACCGACACCGACACCUCCACGCCUGAAUUGGCUGCACUGGUUAGAACAGCAUCAACAGCAUCGGAUGCUGCAUCAUCCACAGGUAGGCGGCCCACUCUCCUCAUCUUUCCUUGCUUCCAUUGUCAACUGCUGUCCACACCUCUUAACUUCUCCUUCCACAACCUGCUCCCAUGCACCUCAUCCUCUCAAGCCGCAUUCGGCUCUAAUUCACCUCUGCCUCCCUUCCAAUUCACAGGCGACACCUCCACCAGCACAAGCGAAAGCCAGGCCUCCACAAUGCCUACUACGGUUGCCGGAUCAUCAGCUGCAGCAUCUAGUACGCUCAUCUUACCCUCAUGUUGCUUAUCUCCUUCUCACCAACUAACAGCCUACAUGCUACCAGUCCCAAGUAAGCGCGACAGUAAGCAAUACCAGUAGGUUGGGUAAUGUAAUAUUCAAUAUGCCCAAAGAUCUGAGCAUAAAUCAGGCAAGUGAUGCGACAUUUCGCCUGCAGUGGCCUGUCCAUUAGGAUAAAUCAAAGAGGACUGUCAAAAAAUGGGUUGACAAUGUUGAAGGUCAGUUAGUGUGAGACCUCAGCACAAAUCAAUCCACCUGCUCUCCAUUGCCUCAACUCUUCUCCCCCAUCUUUCAUUCGUCUUUUCACUACUCACUAAGGCAUUCAUCACCUUAACAUCGCCUAAUGCAUCUUAUCCUCUUGCCAUUUCAAGGCACCAACAUCACCGACGCCACCAGCGACACCAGCACCGACACCGACACCUCCACGCCUGAAUUGGCUGCACUGGCUAGAACAGCAUCAACAGCAUCAGAUGCUGCAUCAUCCGCAGGUAGGCGGCCCACUCUCCUCAUCUUUCCUUGCUUCCAUUGUCAACUGCUGUCCACACCUCUUAACUUCUCCUUCCACAACCUGCUCCCAUGCACCUCAUCGUCUCAAGCCGCAUUCGGCUCUAAUUCACCUCUGCCUCUCCUCCAUUUCACAGGCGACACCUCCACCAGCACAAGCGAAAGCCAGGCCUCCACAAUGCCUACUACGGUUGCCGGAUCAUCAGCUGCAGCAUCUAGUACGCUCAUCUUACCCUCAUGUUGCUUAUCUCCUUCUCACCAACUAACAGCCUACAUGCUACCAGUCCCAAGUAAGCGCGACAGUAAGCAAUACCAGUAGGUUGGGUAAUGUAAUAUUCAAUAUGUCCAAAGAUCUGAGCAUAAAUCAAUCAAAUGAUGCGACAUUUCGCCUGCAGUAACCUGUCCAUUAGGAUAAAUCAAAGAGGACAGUCAAAAAAUGGGUUGACAAUGUUGAAGGUCAGUUAGUGUGAGACCUCAGCACAAAUCAAUCCACCUGCUCUCCAUUGCCUCAACUCUUCUCCCCCAUCUUUCAUUCGUCUUUUCACCACUCACUAAGGCAUUCAUCACCUUAACAUCGCCUAAUGCAUCUUAUCCUCUUGCCAUUUCAAGGCACCAACAUCACCGACGCCACCAGCGACACCAGCACCAGCACCGACACCGACACCUCCACGCCUGAAUUGGCUGCACUGGCUAGAACAGCAUCAACAGCAUCAGAUGCUGCAUCAUCCACAGGUAGGCGGCCCACUCUCCUCAUCUUUCCUUGCUUCCAUUGUCAACUGACGUCCACACCUCUUAACUUCUCCUUCCACAACCUGCUCCCAUGCCCCUCAUCCUCUCAAGCCGCAUUCGGCUCUAAUUCACCUCUGCCUCUCUUCCAAUUCACAGGCGACACCUCCACCAGCACAAGCGAAAGCCAGGCCUCCACAAUGACUACUACGGUUGCCGGAUCAUCAGCUGCAGCAUCUAGUACGCUCAUCUUACCCUCAUGUUGCUUAUCUCCUUCUCACCAACUAACAGCCUACAUGCUACCAGUCCCAAGUAAGCGCGACAGUAAGCAAUACCAGUAGGUUGGGUAAUGUAAUAUUCAAUAUGUCCAAAGACCUGAGCAUAAAUCAGGCAAGUGAUGCGACAUUUCGCCUGCAGUGGUCUGUCCAUUAGCAUAAAUCAAAGAGGACAGUCAAAAAAUGGGUUGACAAUGUUGAAGGUCAGUUAGUGUGAGACCUCAGCACAAAUCAAUCCACCUGCUCUUCAUUGCCUCAACUCUUCUCCCCCAUCUUUCAUUCGUCUUUUCACUACUCACUAACGCAUUCAUCACCUUAACAUCGCCUAAUGCAUCUUAUCCUCUUGCCAUUUCAAGGCACCAACAUCACCGACGCCACCAGCGACACCAGCACCAGCACCGACACCGACACCUCCACGCCUGAAUUGGCUGCACUGGCUAGAACAGCAUCAACAGCAUCGGAUGCUGCAUCAUCCACAGGUAGGCGGCCCACUCUCCUCAUCUUUCCUUGCUUCCAUUGUCAACUGCUGUCCACACCUCUUAACUUCUCCUUCCACAACCUGCUCCCAUGCACCUCAUCCUCUCAAGCCGCAUUCGGCUCUAAUUCACCUCUGCCUCUCUUCCAAUUCACAGGCGACACCUCCACCAGCACAAGCGAAAUCCAGGCCUCCACAAUGCCUACUACGGUUGCCGGAUCAUCAGCUGCAGCAUCUAGUACGCUCAUCUUACCCUCAUGUUGCUUAUCUCCUUCUCACCAACUAACAGCCUACAUGCUACCAGUCCCAAGUAAGCGCGACAGUAAGCAAUACCAGUAGGUUGGGUAAUGUAAUAUUCAAUAUGCCCAAAGAUCUGAGCAUAAAUCAGGCAAGUGAUGCGACAUUUCGCCUGCAGUGGCCUGUCCAUUAGGAUAAAUCAAAGAGGACUGUCAAAAAAUGGGUUGACAAUGUUGAAGGUCAGUUAGUGUGAGACCUCAGCACAAAUCAAUCCACCUGCUCUCCAUUGCCUCAACUCUUCUCCCCCAUCUUUCAUUCGUCUUUUCACUACUCACUAACGCAUUCAUCACCUUAACAUCGCCUAAUGCAUCUUAUCCUCUUGCCAUUUCAAGGCACCAACAUCACCGACGCCACCAGCGACACCAGCACCAGCACCGACACCGACACCACCACGCCUGAAUUGGCUGCACUGGCUAGAACAGCAUCAACAGCAUCAGAUGCUGCAUCAUCCGCAGGUAGGCGGCCCACUCUCCUCAUCUUUCCUUGCUUCCAUUGUCAACUGCUGUCCACACCUCUUUACUUCUCCUUCCACAACCUGCUCCCAUGCACCUCAUCCUCUCAAGCCGCAUUCGGCUCUAAUUCACCUCUGCCUCUCUUCCAAUUCACAGGCGACACCUCCACCAGCACAAGCGAAAGCCAGGCCUCCACAAUGCCUACUACGGUUGCCGGAUCAUCAGCUGCAGCAUCUAGUACGCUCAUCUUACCCUCAUGUUGCUUAUCUCCUUCUCACCAACUAACAGCCUACAUGCUACCAGUCCCAAGUAAGCGCGACAGUAAGCAAUACCAGUAG
Molecule: messenger RNA, 20436 nt
Organism: Spirometra erinaceieuropaei
Lineage: Eukaryota; Metazoa; Platyhelminthes; Cestoda; Diphyllobothriidea; Diphyllobothriidae
Source: the annotation of a GenBank genome assembly